AUGGUGAGGGCUAGCGUCUUAAACGAUUGUCUCAAGAGCAUGAGUAAUGCAGAGAAACAAGGGAAACGCCAAGUCAUGAUAAGACCAUCUUCCAAAGUGAUCAUUAAGUUUCUCACUGUGAUGCAAAAGCAUGGUUACAUUGCAGAGUUUGAAUAUGUGGAUGAUCACAGAUCCGGGAAGAUUGUGGUUGAGCUUAAUGGAAGGCUUAACAACUGCGGUGUUAUUAGUCCUCGAUAUGACCUUGGCGUCAAGGAAAUUGAAGGUUGGACUGCUAAAUUGCUCCCUUCAAGACAGUUUGGGUACAUUGUCCUGACAACAUCAGCUGGAAUCAUGGACCAUGAAGAGGCUAGGAAGAAAAAUGUUGGGGGCAAAGUGCUUGGUUUUUUCUACUAG
Molecule: messenger RNA, 393 nt
Organism: Arabidopsis thaliana (thale cress)
Lineage: Eukaryota; Viridiplantae; Streptophyta; Magnoliopsida; Brassicales; Brassicaceae
Product: 40S ribosomal protein S15a
Exons: 3
Coding region: 1-393 (130 amino acids)
Biological process (GO): translation
Cellular component (GO): ribosome
Molecular function (GO): structural constituent of ribosome
Source: RefSeq, marked reviewed